Messenger RNA from Drosophila sechellia, 12171 nucleotides. RefSeq lists its product as uncharacterized. NCBI's taxonomy places the organism in Eukaryota, Metazoa, Arthropoda, Insecta, Diptera, Drosophilidae. Bases 1042 to 11673 code for a protein of 3543 amino acids. The record is from RefSeq and is a predicted model, not a curated record. Gene Ontology annotation, molecular function: ubiquitin-like protein ligase binding. The transcript has 3 exons.
ACACAUUUAACAUUUCGGUCGCUCCUGCUGCUGCUGUGUGUGCUAUGUGUGCGUGUGCGAACGAACCAAAUAUAUACACACACGAGCGCUGGUAGGACAGUGAAAUCGAAUUUGCUGUUUAUAUAGCACAAUUCGAUGGCUGAUAAUGCCGCCGCCGUCGCCGAAAAAUCGUUUACCCAAUAUCGCUAGCAUCAGAACGGGAAAGAGAACGAGUACGAGUACGAUUCCGAUUCCGAUUCCGAGUACGUUUCCCACAAAGUAUCGUUGUCGUUGUCGUCGUUGUCCUGCUGCCGUGCCGCGCCCCCUUCGCCCGCGCCGCCGCCCCCUCUGCGCCGUACGCACGCAUCGAUUUGGGCUAAACGUUAGAUACCUCCUAACGCAGUUGUUAGGGUGGAAAGAACGGCCAGGGAAAAUUGAAUGGGCUACACUGGUGGGCGAGCUGCUGCAAUGCCGUGCUUAAAUUUAAAUGCAAUGCACUGAUACGGAUCCGUUGGCGCUCCUGGUCUGGUCCGCAUCGAAGCGAAAAGAACAAAAAAUACAAGAAAAAAAAAACAAGAAACAAAACAACAAAACGGAAAGCAAUCCCGUGAAAUCCCGGAAUACAAGUGCAAUACAACGAAACGAAACAUAGAACAAAACGAAGAGAACGAAACAAAACGGAACGUAUUUUCGAUACGCAGGAGAAACCAAGUCGGGAUAUCCAAAGUGGACAGUGUGGUCUUGUGCAGUGGAGUGAUGCUAUAUAUAGCUGUUGGCCAAAACAAUAGAGUUCGAUAACAGAGCGAGAUCAAUUCGAGGAGUUGAAAAUGUUUAUUGUAUAAUUUCCAAUUGAGCAGGUGUGCGUGCGAGUGUGUGUGUGUGUGUGAGUAGUUUUUGUUUUUCGCUGCUUCUUCUUGCGGUUUAUUUGUCAACAAAAAGAAGGAAGAACGAAGCAGUGUGCGUGCAGCAGUAAAUUGUUGUUCGCACACCCCGCACUGCUUGCAGGAGUGGCGAAGCAGUUAACUUGUGCAACGCAACCACGGACGACCCAGUGGCCUCCACAUGAAGACCAUGUCGCGCUUCGGCCUGCGCCGUGGCUUCAAGUUCUCGGAGGAGCAGGUCAACGGCAAGAAUCCAAUUGGACCGGCAACGGCACCAGCCACGGUCGCUGCCGCAUCCAAUCCGCGCAAGAAACGGCAGACCCGGCAGGAGGAGGAUGUGGACGCGGAACAGGAAGAGGUGGAACCGCACGAGGAUCAGUCGGAGGCGGAACAGGAGCCGCUCUCGCUGAUCUGCAGCCUGCCGCUGGAGCGUCUGCCCCGUUUGGUGGAGAAGCUGCAUCAGAUGACGGAGGAACGGGAACGAGAACGGGAGAAGGAGCGCGAGCGCGAGCGGGAAGAGGCCGCAAACCUGGGUGGAGCCGCGCACUCGAAGGUUCUGUGUCUGUACUGUGAUAGGAAGUUCGCCUCCGGCAAGCUGCAGGCCAAGCAUGUGGACAAGUUCCACACCGAGCGGCAGGAGAGACGCUGCAGCGGUCGUUCCACCAGCUCCAAUUCCCAUCCCGCCGGCGGCUUCCCCGGCUGCCAGUGGUGUGGCCAGCAGGGCAAUCGCCGCCAGGCCACGCCCCCGCAGAUCUGCCUGCCGGCCAAGCAUCUGGAGCAACUGUUCCAGCACCUCAGCGAGCAGCAUGCGGACAAGUAUUUCGGCUGCCAGCCGUGUCGCCUGCGGUUCCAGGACGCGGAUCACCUGUUGGGACACCAGCGCCAGCAGCAUUCGCUCCAUCAUCCGGAGGAUGGCCAUGCCCCCAAGCCGGGCCUGAUGGGCGCCGACGAGCCGGUGCUCUUUCGCCUUGGUCUUACCCAGAACCGUCUGCCCAGCCAUCGGAAUCGAAACCAGCGCAAGGAGGAGGAGCCGCCGCCCCUGGCCACGCCCAGCAGCAAAUCCCGGAGCAGCAGUCGGGCGGCGGCGCAGCGACAGCAACAGAAUCAGCAUCAACAGUCGCAGUCGCAUCAGCAGACCGCUGCAGCGGGUAACAUGGCUCUGCAGGAGUCUGUCAAUCCGGAUGCAGUCUUCCGGCUGCCAACCAGCAUGGCCUACGUCUCAUCCUCCGCCUCCGUCGCCAACUCAGUGUUCGAUGACAAGUUCUACAAGGAUGUGAUCUCUAAUGUGCGGCACAACCUGCAGAAUCACCUCGACGGACGGUUGUUCACCUCGUCUUCGACGUCCACAACGUCAUCCACAUCGUCGUCCGCAUCCCAAAAGUCAGACCUCAUUAUGCUGCACGGACCCAGCCAGCUGGGACCUGGCGGCGCCUCCUAUCCCACGCUGCUGACCGCGGAUCAAUUUGGUGGCACGGGGGAACUCCUACCGCUGGCCAAAUUCCGCCGGAGACCGCACACGAAGCACAGCUGGAAGUGGAAAUGGGACUACGUAAAGAAGUUCACUCUGAUCAACGAGGGCGGUCGGCUGGUCAAGAAGCUGAAGCAGCCAAACUACCUGGGACUGCGCGAUCUCUCCAAGUUGGACAUGUGGACGCAGCUGACGAUGCGUCAGAAGCACGAUCUCUCGCUCUCAUUGACGGAGGAGCAGAACCAGGAGCAGCGCCGCCUGCUGGAUCAGCUAAAUCUCAUCCUGGACCACCGCCUGCUGCCGCACAUCAUUCUCGAGCAGAACGAGCAGGCGGUCAUCAAGUGCGAGAACGAGGAGGAGGACGAGGGCCUGGACUCGCAUCCCGGUGACGAUCUGCUGCCGCAAACGUUCGCCGACGAGAGUUUUCUCUCCCUGCUGCAGCUCCAGCCGAGAGGCGGCAGCAGCGAACAGGAACGACAGCGGGAGCGGGACCAGCGGGAGCAUAGCAGGAACCAAAAGGCCGUCGUGCUCAGCGGCGAGUGGGCACGGCCGCGUCUCUAUUUGUGCAUCUGUUGCGGCGCCAAGUUCGACCAGCGCAAGUCGCUGGAGGAGCACAAGACCUUCCGCCACUCGCACAUCUACGCCACGCACUACGAGGUCGUGGGACGCGAGCUGCUGGCCGGCAAUCUGCUUCGCCACCUCUUCAUCCCGAAACGGGCGCUGGGGCGAUUUGCCGCCGAGAGCAACUGCAUCCGAUGGCCGCAGAUUGCGCCGGCCGCCACAGUGCAGCAGCCCAAGCAGGAGCAGGUGCAACCGGAGGAGGAGACCAGAUCGUCGGCCUCGUCGCGCUCAUCAUACGAGGUGUCCACACCCACUCCGCUAUCGGCACUGGAGCAGCAACAACCAUCACCGGCUUCGGGUUCGGGCAAUGCGUCCUCAUCGUCGUCCUGCUCGCCCAGCUCAUCGUCCGCCUCCACGCUGCUGUCCACCGCCACCCGCACCUCGAUGUCCAACUCCACCUGCACCUCCUCCGCUGCCACCACGACGCUGUCGUCCACCUCGUCCGCUCCUUCCAGCUGCACCAAGUGCGGUCGCAAGUGCAGCGGCCUCAUGGAUCUCUAUCGCCACAUGCUGGACUGCUCUGGCGACUAUGUCUGGUCGCUGGCCAAGAAGCGCAAGUACCGCUACUACUGCGGCACCAAGAAGCGACGUGCCUUCUCCAAGAAGCCGCUCAAGCAGCUCUCCGCGCGCAAGAAGGAAAAGCUGGAGGUGGAAGUGGAGGAGGGAACGGGCGAUGGCGAUGGCGAUGCCGAGGUAGAUGGCGAUGGCGAGGCGGAGGGCGAGGAGAGCGUGUCCAGUUCAUCCAAGUUGAAGAACUCGCCACGCCAAAGGCCCAGCGAUGCUGAAUCCAUUCGGAAAAUGCUGGAGAACCUGCCCGCCAAGCGCAUCUGCAAGAAGAUCUUUCCCGUGGACAAUAAGGCCAAGCGCAAGGCCAAGAACAAGGCGAAGGCCAAGUCCAUGGCCAAGUCGCUGGUCAAGUCGAAAUCCAAAUCCAAGCAGCAGCGCAGCAGCACCAAGAGAAUCUACAAUCAGCACCUGCUGCGCACCACCAGAUCGCGUUCGCGUUCAUCUGUGGUGGCCACCGGCUCCUCGGCCGCUGCUGUCGCCGCCCAGCAGCAGCGCAGUCGCCGCAAACAGAAGCAGCAACAACAAAAGCAGCAGCAUAAAAAGCAGGAACAGCAGCAGCAGCAAAAGGCCAAGCUGGAGAAGGUCAAAUCCCCACCAGAACCGCCGGCAUCAGUCGAAUCGGAUAAAAUGCCAGCCAAGGUGGAGGCCAAAGCGCCCGCACCGACAGUCACUGCCAAGUCACGAUCUCCCGCUGAGGAAAAGCCAUCCCUGCGUCUGGAGCUGCCUCAAACUCUUCCGGAGGCAGCCGCUCCAAACGCCUCCGCUCAUGAAUCAGAGCCCGCGUCGCCCACGCCUAGUAAGCAGCUAAUGCCCACACCGCCCACUACCCCAGCGCCGGCCACCAAAUCCCCGCCAGCUGCUGCAGCCGUGGCUCCACCCUUCUGCGCCGCCAAUCGACAGGCGACGCCGAAUUCGACUGUUAAGCGCAGCAAGAGGAUUAGCGAUUGCAUAGCCAUGCUCACCGGCAAACUGGAGGAGAAGCUCAAAACGGAGCAAGUGCCUCCGCCUGCGCCGCUGCAAAAGGAAAAGGAGAAACUCCAGCAGGAUAGGCCGGCUGAGAAGCACGACAAGACACCGAAACCAGUGGACCACCACUCACCUGCUGCCGCUGUGGUCGCCGAAAAGGAGCGAGUGCAGCCAAAGACGCCCAAACGCAAGGCGGUGUCACGGCGCAUAAUCAAGGUGGAUACCACACCAGAGGCCGUGGCGGAGUCGAUCCAGGUGCGGAAAGCUCCAGCAGUGGAGCUGCCGGAAGUAGUUGCCAUACCACCUGCACUUCCACCGCCUGCCCUUGCUCCAGCCACUCUGAAUGCCGCUCCUGUUCCUCCAGCGCUGCAGCCUCCCAUAUUUGCCAGCAUGCCAGUGGCAGUGCCAGUAGUGCCUGCGCCAGUUCCUCCACCACCAGUUGCGACAGCAGCUCCUCUGCCUGUCGCUGGACUUGUUCCUCUGCCCGUCGCUGCACCUGCUCCGCCGCCAGUUGCCACCGCUUUGGUUCAUCCACCGACGAGACGAACGCCCACCAAGGCGGCGGCUAAACAGAUGGGUGCCCCACCACCGAAGCCACCAGCUUCGUUGGCCGCCCUCAAACAGUAUCCCCCACUGGAAGCGACGCUGCCAGUGCCGACUGCGAAUCCAGCGCCGCCCGUUCCCGUCGCAGUUCCUCUCGUGCCUGUGCCCAUGCCUGUGCCCGUGCCCGUGGCAAUGCCUUUGGGCAUGCAGGGAAUGCCAGUGCCUGUGAAUGUUAACAUGCUGCCCAAGCUGUAUAUGCCCCAACUGCAAGCGCCAGCGAAUUCCAAUCCCAAUCCCAAUCCCGCGCCCACAGCAAUGUUCGUGAUGGCGGAUCAUCAGCCCCUCAAUCUGACCAGUCAGCGCGGAGUGCUCCACAAGCCAUUGAUAUCCGGCACCACGGGUGACCCGGGACUCGUCGGACUGCCGCAUCAUCGUGCUGGCGGUAUGCCCGCCAGGCGGCAGACGAUCUGUGGCUUCGAGGCCCGGAAUCUGAUCGGCCUGGACAUGGAAAUGGAGCCGCUGGAUCUGUCGAAGAAGUCGAGCAGGAAACCGUCACCGGUGCCGCCGCCAAGGAUGCAGCAGGAGUUGCCAAUGCCACUGGUGCCACUGCCCUUGGUGACGAAUGCAAAUGCGCUGGCGCCGCAAUCGCAGCCAGGUGGUGCACCGCUUCCUACACCAGUUGGUGGUGCUCCAGUGAGCUGCCAGCUGCCCAUGCCGGGAGUGCCAGGAGUGCCUACACCGCUGGCUUCGCACUAUUACUCCAACCUGGAUCUGCUCAAGAUUCCACAGGUGCGCAAUCCCGGCACUGGCGUGGUGGUGCCCUCCAGUGGUCCACCAGCAGUGUCGGUUUCCGCAACGGUUGCAGCGCCCGUUCAUCCCGUGAAGAGUUCGGGUGGCAAGAAGCGCUCCACUGAGGGAACGGGCAACUCCAAAAAGGAACACGGAAAGGGACAGGCCAAGGCGUGUCCUCGCAUGGAUGAGGUGGUCAACAAUCAUAUCGACGAUGCCAUCAACUCGGUCAUCAUGGCUGUCCAGGCGAGUUUUCCGGACGACGAUGAGGAGGAGCAGCAGGCCAAGAAGGAAAAGGAAAGAGAGAGGGAACGCGAAAGGGAGAGGGAGAAGGAAAAGCUGGAGGAAACGCCUCCCAAGUCGAGCAACUGCAUCAUGCCGUUGCAAGCCUGCGGGGAAGUGCUCUCCUCCGCUGCCCUGGACAAAUCCCAAACUGUCAAUGCUAUUCCAGCUAUUGUUGCUCCUCCUGUUGCUCUGGUGCCAGUGACACCUGCUCCGCAGACUGUGCCUGUCAAGAAUCUGACGCCCAAGAAGCGUUCCAUGCGCUCGCGAACCAUCGACUGUCGCUCCGCCCUGCUCGCCUUGGAGGAAACUCUGCCGGCGGCAUCCUUGCAGCAGUGCAUCCCGCUGCCGGUGAAUGGCGAUGCGAAGGAAGAGAUGCCAUCGCUGCCAGAUCCAAUCCCAGCUCCCAAGCCCGCUGUCGUCGAGCCCCAGCUUCCCGUUCAGGUUCAAGGUCCAAUAAUGAGUCUCAGGGAUAAGAAGGCGGAAACUGUAAUGCCGGCCACCAAUUCAACGACCAUUCCGGCAGCUACUCCGGUAGCGGAGUCUCCGGAAUCGCCGGAUCCUGUGCCCGUGAGCCUGCCGCUGCCGGAGACGUCUGUUCCGGCACCAGUGCCCGUGUCCGUCAUCUCGGUGGCGCCCGCCGUGCUGCCACUACCAACACGUACAGCGACUCCACCGCCCACCACCAUGGCCGAGACGAACUGCAGCUCCCUGAUGGAGGAGCACAGCAGCAAUCUGAACAACAACACGUCGUCGGGCUUCCACAGUCUCGCCCAAUCGGAGCAGCCGAUACCAACGGCAGCGACGCCAGCUGAGGAAGCGCCGCCCGUCAAGGAGGACGAGGAGCUGCCCGCCAAAAAGAAGCAACGUCGUCGGCGAAAGAACGAACUGGCCGCCAUUGUGGCCGAUCAAUUGCUGGAAAGCUUUAAGAUCGACAAUGCACGCAGGGAUAACCUCAAGAAGCUGGAGAAUCUGGCGUACGAGAAGAGCGAGGAUUUGCUGCUCACCGGAAUGCUGCUGAUGCCCAGCACCAAGCGGAAUGCAGCCCUAGGACCAUCCGCGGCUGCCGCGAAGCUGGCGAAGAAGGAGGUGGUCGACACCGUGGCGGAGUCACCAGCCAAUCCGCCCGUGCGCGGCAGGCCGAAGCGUCGCCAGAGUUGCUACUAUCGAAGGGGAAAGGCUGGUGGUGUUGGUGGCGUUGGCAAGGCCACCAAUGAGAAUAUCAGUCUGCUCAAAUCCUCGCUAGAGUCCUUCUCCAUUGGCAUCGAGAAGCAGCUGCUGGCCAAGGAGGCCAGGGAGGCCAAGGAGGCGCAGCCGGCAGGCGGAAACAAUCAGGCCCAGCUGCCCGUUAGUUCCAUCCUGCGGCCCAGCAUCCUGAGCAGCGCCGUCGCCAGGGAGCAACAACUGACGAGGCAGCAGCAGAGUAAGCUGGAUAAACAGGAGCAGUUGCCACCGGCGGCCACCUUCAGUCGGGAUCCGCGGCUCAACAAGAAUAUACACAAGGAGCAGGCGGAGCACAAGGCGGCGCCCAAGGACCAGUCAGCGACGCCGACAACAAACGAGAAUCCCGAGGAGGAUGACAACUACCUUACGGAGAUUGCAAAGAACGUCAACGAGAAGAUCAUGUCGGCCACCACCAACGAGGACUUUGAGUUUGCCCACGACGAGUUCGAUGGCGAAGGUGAUCCCGACCAGGAUCAGGAUCAGGACCAGGACAAAUACUAUCGCCCGCCCACGUCGAUGAGUGUGCGCAGUGCUCCGAAUCUAAACGAUGAGCACUCGAACUUUGGUUCCAUGUGCGACGACAACACAAACACCGAGGUGAUGGACAUGGAUCUGGACGAUGAGAUGAGCGUGUACACGAGCUACUCGCAGGAUCUGGGACGUGGCGGACGCGGCCGCCGGAGAAGGAGGCGUAGAAGUGUCCUACUCACGCGGCGUCCCAAGAAACGGACGCAGCGCAGCGAACUGGAUGCCGAGAAGUUCGGUUGCAAGCUGUGCGGCAAAAGCUUCUUCACCGCCACCUCGCUGUCCAAGCACAACAUGACCCUGGCCCACGUGUCCAAGGUGUCCGCACAGGAGUACCUGCAGUCGCAGACGGCGCCGUCUAGUCCGCAGGAUGCGCACGAUCUGGAAAACAAGAGGGAACGCCAAGCGGAGACGUUGCUGCAGCAGCAGCAGGAGGAGCAGCCGGCGGCAGCUCAGCAGCAGAUGCGAGCCUCGGUGCUCAUGGUGCCCACUCAGAUGGCCCAUCAGGAGAGGGAGCGGGAGCGCGAGCGGGAGCUGCAGAGGGUCCAGGAGCAGGAGAGGAUGCAGCUGCAAAGGGAGCAGGAGCAUCGCCAUCAGCAACAACAGCUGCAGCAGCAGCAGCAUCAGCAGCAGCAAGAGCAAGUGCAUCAUGUCAUCACUGAGGCAAGUCUGCGACUGCACGACAACCAGCACAGUCCCACAGCUCCGACCGCCUCUCGUCUCAAUCUCAAUCCCGACGAGCGUCUCUUCUACGAGUGCUGCAAUAUACUGAAAAGCGCGGAGACGCCACGUCCGCAUCCCGGCGGUGGCGCCGGUCCAGCCACCACAUCGGUGAUCGUGACGGCAGGCAGAAAGCAACCACCGCCGCCUCCAGCAUCGCCAUCGCCAUCUCGCUCGUCCUCGCUGCCGCCACCGGCCUCACCAUCGCCAUCGCUUCCUCCGCCCGCAUCUCCAUCGCUUUCCCUGCCACCGCCGGCAUCGCCAUCGCCAUCACCCUCGCCGCCGCCACCCGCCGAGGCAACUGCUGCCGCGCCAGUCCCUGCUGCUGCUCAGCCAGCGGCUAACGUGUGCCACCAGCCGGUCAUUCAGCAGCUGUUCCGGAACCCGCCAGCAGUCACCCCUACCACCACGCCCACCAACCACAAUCGGCUCUCGCCCAGCUACUCGGCUGUGUCGCAGUUUUCGGCCACCACGACGUCCCGCUUCAAGACGAAGGCCGCGAUGAAGGGCUAUGAGAACGUGAAUCUGCAGAUGGACAUGCUGGAGCUGGCCAAGUCGGGUCGUGGCGUCUGCAAGCUAACGGAAUUGGCGGACAUUGCGCUGGGUAGUGAGAAGCCCGGUGGCGAAUUUUUGCCCCAUUUGCCGCCUGCACCGGUGGCUCCAACGGUGACAUCACUGCCGCCAGCGAAUCAACAGACGCCGACUCCAACACCCACGCCCACGGGCACGCCCACAGUGACGCCAACGGGGCCGAUGGAGCAGCAACAGAGUUCCACAUCCUCGAAGACCAUCAUGCAUGCGUCCAUUAUCAAGGCGGCGGCGGGUGUGGCCAGCUCGGCCACGUUGCCACCGGCAUCCGGUAGGAUUAUCAUACCCGACCGGCCGUUCAAGAACAUUGGACUGGAGGAGAAGGCGCCCAUAACGUUCCAGAAGCCCAAGACGUGCGUGAAUCUGCUGCAGGAGCAGGACAACAACAGCGUCUCGACGGCCAGCUACUCGGAUCGAGAUGACUACGACUUCGGAACCCUGAGCUGCGAUGGCGAUGUGGAUCCGGAGCCAGAACCGGAGGUCAGAGGUGGAGUCGUAGCCGCCGGGCGAGUGACUCAACCGCAGGCAGGAGGACGUGCCGUUUCCACGUCCAGUUCAUCAUCCUCCUCAUCCUCGUCGGCGGAUAACAGCCGAACGGGAUGUCGGAGUAGCAGCAGCAGUUCCAGUCGCGCCACGGCCAAAACUUUCGAGAACAAGUCACUGAUCAUGGGACGGAUAUUCAAGCAUGCCAGCAGUGCCAAGGCGGCGCCAGUGAUGGCUCCAUCGGCGGCACUGCUUCCGGGUCCCAGUGUGGUGCCCGGGAUGGCUAAGAUUAAGGCGUUGCCCAAGAACCAAGCGAAUCUGGACCAGAUCUUCGAUGAGCUGCGUGGCGGUAGCGCAGCGGGCAAGUCAACGGAAAUGGAGGCUCCACCCACGAUGGUGCAAGAGGGUUGGGAUCGGCAUCAUCCGCAGCAGCAGCAACAGCAGCAGAUGCAGCCACACCACCACCACCAUCAUCAGCAGCAGCAUCAUCAUCAGCAGCAGCAGCAGCAGCAUCAUCAGCACCAUCAUCACCACCACCAUCAUCAGGUGGAGCCCAUGGCGGCGCCAGCAGCACCGGCAGCGCCGGCGGCCAUGCCAGCACCCAGUGCAUUACCACCGGGCAGGAAGCCGAAGAACUCCACGGUCAACACGGCCAAGAAGGCAGCCAACAAAUCCGCACCGACCAAGACAAAGGGGAAAUCCAAGGUGGAAGCCGUUGCCUCUGCUUCUUCCUCGUCCAAUCGCAAGCCACGCAAGGAUUUAAGCAAGCUGCAGUCCGAACUGGGCAUGAGUCACGAAGAGAUCGAGCAGCUGAUCGACGAGGGACAGCGCAAGUCCAAGCGUCGCUGUGCCACCAAUCGACCCAAGAAAUUGGUGGAGACUUGGAGCUCCGAUGAGUACGAGGAGUUCUUGUCCACCAAGGACAUCAUAGCCCUGAUCGAGCAGAAGGAGCAGCAGGAACAGAAGCGCAAGCGCAAGACCAGCGAGGCGAACACCCAGCCGGAGCCAGUUGCUCCGCCAGUGGCCAGCAAGAAAGCCCAGACGCCACAGGCUACUGCAGGUAAACGAAAGAAUCGCGCCAGCGAAAAGAAGCCAGCACCUGCCGAGCCGGAGCAACCAAAACCACGUGCCAGGCAACGAAACCAGCCACCGCCGCCAGCACCAGCACAUGUGCCUCCUGUUGUCCAGGCACCGCCAGCGCCUGCGCCAGAAGUGCUAACUCCGCCUGCCAGGGGAAAGUCCAAAGCAGCGGCCAAGAGCAAAGCUCCAGCAACCAAGACGACAAACAAUCGCAAAAAGCGAUCCAAUGAGAAGUCAAGGGUGCAGGAAAGUAGGGAGGAUGAGGAAGAGGAGGAGGAGCAGUCGGAGGUGGAAGUUGAGCCACCAGCCAGGACUCGCAGCUCCAGGCAGCAGCCCAAGGUGAAGGCCACUGAACCGGAGAAGGAACCAAUAGCGCCAACACCACCGCCACCAGCACUACCAUCACUGCCUGCAGCUGCACCGGAAGCGCAAAGGGAGAGGAACAAGGUGCGGCAGCACGGCAAUCAGCAGCAGCCACCGCCGCCGGCACCGCAUCCGCGGAGCAGCUCCGUCGCCACCACCACCAGCACCACCAAUAACAACAACAACAGCAGCAGCAGCAAUAAGAAUCUGAAGGCCAAGCGAAAAUCGCAGACCAGCCGCCAGUCGCCGGCGCGCAGAAAGCGGCCAGCCAGCGAGAAGCAGCUGUACUACUGGAGCAGCUCCAGCGACGAUGAGUUCGGACGCCUGGACGACGAGACGGAGGCCGCCGACGGUGAAUCCCGCGGCGCUGGAGCUGGCAGCGAACAGCGGGAUGGCGAACGAACGGAACUGGAGCCGGAGGAGGCGUUACCGUCGCCGGGCAAACACUUCGAGGAGAACGAGUCGUACCAGAAGCACGGCUGGAUCGUGGGCGAUUCGCACAAGAAGCUCGUGAAGCUGCUGGCCAUCGCCAAGGGCAGCAAGAAGGUGGACAACUGCGGUGUCAAGCGGCGCACGCCCAAGCGCAAGUGCUAGGAGUGGGUAAAAAGCGCGGUCGUGGUGGACGUGAAGGUGGAGCAGCGCCACCAGACGUAGGAACAGCUGGCGUAGGAGCACAGCACAGCGGGGCACAGCCUCCUGCCGCCAGACAAGUCAUAGCCAUAGGCCUCGAGGGUCGGAGUCGGCGCGGGCAGCGGACGACCCAUCGCCGCCAUCGAUCACAUACGUACUGCCAUUGUGUCAUCGUUAAUCGUUAACGCCGGCGCCAGGAGGGGAUCAGGAUCAGGAUCGGGAUCGGGAUCAGCUGGAGUAGGAGCGGCAGCGGGAGCAUCCACUUGGCAGAGGCCACCUCCUGGCCCCGCACCCAUUAACCGUAUGCGGAGUAUAUGCAACAUAUUUUUCUUUCUUUUAAACAUCUAAGCGUUACAUUAUUUAGGUUUUUUUUUAUUAAAUGUAUUUAUAAUUAAUAAACAAAACAAACAAAAAUGCGAAAGAGCAACAAAUAUAAAUUUGAGCACAACAAUUUAAAGCGGA